AUGUAUGCUGCAACAACUGAAGAAGGUGCUCUAGAGGAAUAUCCCUGGAAACUAAAUUUUGACGGAGCCUCAAACGUUAUGGGUAAUAGGAUUGGGGCAGUCCUGGUGUCCUUAAACGGUGAUCAUUAUCAUUUCACCAGUAAACUUGACUUUGACCACACAAAUAACAUGGAAAAAUACGAAGCAUGCAUCAUGGGUAUUCGUGCAGCUAUAGAAUACAAGAUCAAAGUACUGGAGGUAUAUAGGGAUUUUGCAAUAGUGAUCUAUCAACUCAGAGGUGAAUGGGAGAUGAAAGAUCCCAAAUUGAUUGAUUAUCGAAAGCUAUUCCUUGAGUUAAUUAAGGAGUUCGAUGACAUCACCUUCUGCUAUCCCCUACAAGAUGGAAAUCAGAUGGUCAAUGUCCUAACUACCUUAGCUUCCAUAAUCAAAGUGAACAAACAAGAGGAUGUAAAACCUAUCCAGAUGAGUAUUUAUGAGGCUCUGGCCCAUUGUUACAACAUCGAGGAAGAGGAAAAAGAUGAUCACCCUUGGUACCAUGACAUACUGCAAUAUGUAAAGAACUGUGAAUACCUUGAGCAGGCAUCCGAGAAUGAUAAAAGGACACUAAGAAGACUGGCCGAUGAGUAUGUCCUAGAUGAGGAGAUCCUGUACAAAAGAAGAAAUGACCAGGUGUUGCUAAUGUGUGUAAAUGCUAUCGAGGCCAAGAAAAUUUUGGAAGAAGUCCACGAGGGUGUUUGUCAAACACAUGCUCAUGGAUUUACAAUGGCCAGACAAAUUAUGAGAUUCGGAUAUUAUCAGUCCAGCAUGGAAGAGGAUUGUAUCAACUAUGCUAAAAGGUGUUAG
Molecule: messenger RNA, 843 nt
Organism: Gossypium raimondii (Peruvian cotton)
Lineage: Eukaryota; Viridiplantae; Streptophyta; Magnoliopsida; Malvales; Malvaceae
Exons: 1
Coding region: 1-843 (280 amino acids)
Molecular function (GO): nucleic acid binding; RNA-DNA hybrid ribonuclease activity
Source: RefSeq, a predicted model, not a curated record